ACAACAAUAAAUACACACAACAAAGCAACCGUACCGAAACCACACAAUUUUACAAUAUGCAAAAACGAGAAUGAAAUAAACUAGCCUUCAAACAUAAAAUUAACGUUAAUUAUUUUGUGUGAGUGUUGAAUUACAAUCGUAAUUUCAAUAAAUUCAAUAGUAUUCAAAUGAUAUACCCUUUUUACAUCUAUAAAAAUCAUUGAAUUUGCCUUAUACAGUUGAACCAUACCAAAAAAGACAACUAGUUGAGCAUAGUAAAGUAAAUGCGUUGUGAUUUGUUGAUAUACAAAAAAAAAAUCGUUUUCAUAUUUGCUACAAUAGUCAAAAUGAGCACAACGGAAGAGAGUAGAACAGAAAAAAUUCAAAACGGAUUUCAAAUCAACUGGAUGAUUCUACGCGACGCUGAUACGGGCUCUGUAAUUUGGCAAGAGAAUAAAGAUUUGGCUUCAUCAGGAAAGGAGCACAAUGCACGAAUACCAACAAAAAUCCUUGAUUUACGCGCUGUUUCACGUGAAAUAAACUUUAGUACCGUUGAAUCUAUCGAAAAUUUUCGUCUCGAUCAAAAGAUUUUGUUCAAAGGACGUAUAAUGGAAGAAUGGCAAUUCGAAAUGGGUUGGGUAAGUUCGAAGCAAUACGUGAUUUGGGUAAGUCAGAAUACAACAAACACAUGGCAAUCAACAAUCGAAGCAGCGCCAGAAUCUCAAAUGAUGCCAGCCAAAGUACUGAAUGGGAAUGUCACAAUUGAUACAACUUUCUAUGAUGGCGAUGCAUUGAUAACAAAAUCAGUAGUUCGACUGUACUACGUUUAAAUUUAUGUUUACAAAAUAAUAAUCAUCAACAUUAAUUUACUUAUAUUUCGUCAGAAAAGUCGAAAAAGAAAUACAUUUCAAUUCUCAUGAAAGAGUAAACA
Messenger RNA from Contarinia nasturtii (swede midge), 910 nucleotides. It is a transcript of the gene PrBP, whose product is annotated as probable cGMP 3',5'-cyclic phosphodiesterase subunit delta. The transcript is spliced from 6 exons. Bases 264 to 809 code for a protein of 181 amino acids. Gene Ontology annotation, cellular component: cytoplasm. The record is from RefSeq and is a predicted model, not a curated record. Lineage: Eukaryota; Metazoa; Arthropoda; Insecta; Diptera; Cecidomyiidae.